AUGAAUGCGCGACUUCUUGCACUACUUGGUGCAGCAGCAGCAGCAUUAGCGCAUAAGACGUCGGCCGUCACGACGUGUCCUGUGUUAGUACAGUCGGAGAUUACGUCGACACUUGCAGACCCGAUUACAAAAAUAAUCUUGACGCCUUCUAGUUCCACUGACAUUGAUGAUACACCGUCGUCAUCGUUGACCUCUGGGUCGGGUGCUGAUUCGCCGGAUGCUAAUGAUAGUCAGAACGAAGAAGUAGGCAGCACUUUUUCCGAUGUGUCCACAAGUGCUGGAUCAAAUGAUAAUGCUCCCACGGAUACAACAACAACAACCAAUAAAGAUAGCAAAGAUUCCGCUGAUGUCUCUUCACCUCCGGAAACAACUGAUAACACCACUCCAUCGGCCACACCCGAGACUUCAUCGGCCACACCCGAGACUCCAUCGUCCAAAUCUGACACUCCAUCGUCCAAAUCUGACACUCCAUCGUCCAAAUCCGACACCCCAGCGUCCACGCCCGACACCCCGGCGACGAUUCAAACGCCAACGUCCAGUACAAAAGUGUCUACUCCCAUUACGGAUAGUGUACUUAAUACAACCCCGACGACAGAAUCGACUUCACCACCUUCUGCUCCUGCUACUGCUCCUGUUACAGCUCCUGCGCUUACAACGACGGCUUCAGUGACGGCUCCGACGAUAUCAAAAUCUUUGGAAACUGCGGCAGUUAGCACCGUUUCUCCACCUUCAACUGAUCGCAAACUCCAAGUUACGACUAUAACCCCGACAGCUAUACAACCGACGACAGAAACGAUCGGUGCAACGGGCACAGCGGCUACGACUACAGCAAUUCCUGUGGUCGGUACGACCGGUACAACCGGAACGCCGACGACUGGAACGCCGACGACUGGAACGCCGACGACUGGAACGCCGACGACUGGAACGCCGACGACUGGAACGCCGACGUCUGGAACGCCAACGACUGAAACGUCGACGACUGGAACGCCGACAACUGGAACGCCGACGACUGGAACGCCGACGACUGGAACGCCGACAACUGGAACGCCGACGACUGGAACGCCGACGACUGGAACGACUACGACUGGUACGACUACGACCGGAACGACGCCGGAGGGGCUGGCCCAAACGGAUACAACGGCUGAAAAUUCUAGUUUAGCGUCUGAUACAAGUGGCUCUCCUACGUCGAAAACGAGCAGUCUGCUGUGUGACAGUGCUUUUUACUUGAAAUGGGACACGUUGGGUCUAAAGUGCGGUGGUUUAGGUAUCGAUGUGGCCUCGGCCGUGUCAGCCUCGAGCUGCGUGAUUUACAGCGGAAGUGUCGGCAGCACCUCUGGCUCUACGUGCGUUUCGAUCUGCUCAUUCCCUACGUGCAAAGACAAUGCAUGGGUGUACGGCGCUGAAAACGGUAUCUCGUCGUCUGUCUACAAAGGUUUGAGCAUCAAAGCGUUUCUGCCGAGUGAUGUGAUUGCGGCCAUGGAGAACCGGUCGUCAAAGGUGUCGACGGUCUUGUCAAAUUCGACAAUAUCAAAUUCAGAGCAGUGCACGUAUUCGUCAGAAGACUCGUUCUCAUCGUGCUCAUGUUCAGCUAUGCUUGUGGAUAUCUCGAGCUCGGGGAGCGAGGCUGACGCCGUGAAAAAGGAGUUGCGUCAGCAAGAUGAGGAAGAAGGUGUCAUAACGAAGGACCGUACAACAACUGCCGGCACGGUGGUAGCGGCAACGUCUAAAAGUGUUGCUGGUGUGACUGUUGUGGUCACGGGCAUUGCUGCUAUUGCUAGUGCGGCUGUCGGUGGAGUGAGCUCUGCGGGUGCGUCAUUUGCAGCGGCCGGCUCUACGAUGGCCAUCACGACAGUCGAGCUUUGCCAAUUUGGCGUUAUGAUUAACCAGCUUCAGCUUGAUGGCAAGUCGUCGGCUGUGACACACCUCGGCAAGGCGAUGGCCCCUAUGGCGUUCUUGUUCUUGCCGUUUGGCAAACUUAACGAGACCAAAUCGGACAGCUUAGGCAGCGGCAACUUGUCUGGCGACCCUGCUGGCCGUCGGCUGUCUAGUACCAGCGAGAACGGCAGUUCUUCUACGAGUCAGCUCAAUGGUAUCGAAAAAUAUUCUCGCCAACUAAACGUCCAGGAAGACAUGCUGUUUAUUGUGACGCUGGCUGGUGUUUUCUGUAUGAUGGCCUGCGUUGUGGGUUUAUUCGGCAUUGGAUACCUGCUUUCUGGCCUUAUGAUGCCUCGUGAACAGUAUCUGGCCAACUUUUUUGACAAAAUGAUCGGUCUCGAGGUGCUCGUGGCUGUUCUAUCGCAGUACACUGUGGGUGUGACGGCCACGUUCCAGAUCUACUACUCGACGAAAUACGAGAGCAUCAUGGAUCCAAAAUGCCUGUUGGCUAUUGCUGCAAUUAUUUUUCUCGCUGCUGGCAUUCUCGUGUAUGGAUACAUCGUUAUAAAGAAGCACGAGGCUGACAUUGCAGAUGUCGGUACAGUGCAGCACAUGAAGAAGACGGUUAACAUGCGUUACGGCCCUCUGUACGAGGAGUACAAAUUCAAAAACCGCUACUUCUUUGCUGCUAAGAUGAUGCUGGCGCUGACAACCGGUGUAGUUACUGGCUGUGCGAGCAUGUCGGGCAAGGCGCAGAUCGCUAUCAUUCUCGCGUUGAACGUGGCGUUCUUUUUCUAUUUGGAAAUCCAGUCGCCACACCACUCGAAGUUCGUUCAGACCACCACGAGCUUCGUGUCUAUCAUGAAAAUUGCCGUGCUUGUGCUGACGUUCUUCCUGGUUACCGCUGCUACUAGUGAUGGCUUCCCAACCAGUCUGCAGAACGGCAUCUCGUUGGCCAUUGUGGGGCUCAAUCUGUUCGUCCUGGCUUUGCUUAUGAUCAGAUCGUUGUACUCGUUUUGGCAAAAGUUGAAGCUGCAGCGUAAUGCCGCGUACGACCAGGAAGAGCAGACUGCGCAGGACUACUUUAAAGACGAGACGCCCGCUGGACACAAGGACCAUGUUCUCAGUAACGCCCAGCAACCUUCUGGCCCACCGGUUCUCCACUCCCAGACCCAGAACUUGAACAAUAACCACAGCCCAUACGUCCAGGGUAACGCUGACGUAGACUACAACAGCGCUGACGAGAUCCGUCUGCGGUCAGCCACUCACGAGAAUAACGAUCGUCAGCAGACGUACGACGCCAGCGGACACGCGGCUGCCAACCACUACAUCACGGAAGAUCAGAACGUGUACGGGCAGCGUCGUAACGAUGUUGUGGAGCUGUAG
Molecule: messenger RNA, 3261 nt
Organism: Peronospora farinosa
Lineage: Eukaryota; Oomycota; Peronosporomycetes; Peronosporales; Peronosporaceae
Source: the annotation of a GenBank genome assembly